This is a messenger RNA of Aspergillus caelatus, 780 nucleotides long. RefSeq lists its product as uncharacterized. Gene Ontology annotation, molecular function: mannosyltransferase activity. NCBI's taxonomy places the organism in Eukaryota, Fungi, Ascomycota, Eurotiomycetes, Eurotiales, Aspergillaceae. The record is from RefSeq and is a predicted model, not a curated record. The transcript is spliced from 3 exons. Gene Ontology annotation, biological process: mannosyl-inositol phosphorylceramide biosynthetic process. Bases 1 to 780 code for a protein of 259 amino acids.
AUGUGUUUUUUGCGAGUCCGUCUACUCGUUCUCUUCCUUCUAGCGUCGCUCCUGCUAUUACUCACCUCACCAUUGGCUGCCCAACUUCGUCUACUCCUCCAAAUGCCCUUCAUCUGGCAAACCUCUGCAGCCGACUCCAUUAUCUCACAUGACCGUGACGGCUUCGAUGUCACGUUUCGUGCCUACGAUGGCCAACAACCCCCUUCAGAACUCCACCAUCCGGUUCCAAUUCCCGCGACGCUCCAUCACGUCCACCUGGGAGGCACAGCUCUCCGACCAGAAUGGCUAGCCGCUAGGGAAGAAUGUCUGCGGAUCCAUCCCGGAUGGAAAACACACACCUGGGACGACACAACAGCCAAUCAAUUCGUGCGGGACCACUUCCCCAAUCUCCAAGAUACCUGGAACAACUACCCAUACCUCGUCCAGAAGGUAGAUGCGUUACGCUAUAUGAUCCUGUACAUACACGGAGGUGCGCACGCCCUUCCCAAACAUGACGCGACUUGUGCGAUCUUAGACCUUGAUCUCGUCUGUAAGCGAUCGCUCGAACCACUGCGCAGGUUCGACUUUGUCGCGCCCGCUGCCUAUCCCGCCGGCUUCUCUAUCGGCAUGCUCCUUUCCAGUCCGAAGAACUCAUUUGACGAUUUAUACUACCCAGCCGAAUCGAACGUCCCUCCGUAUCUUGUCCGGUCCGCCCGAUCGUCCGAAUAUGCAUAUGCUGAAUGGGUUCGUGGAUACCCCGCUCUUCCGGCAUUUGGGGACGUCGUCGUGGCAUGCGAAUGA